Neurospora tetraspora is the source of this 1412-nucleotide messenger RNA. RefSeq lists its product as uncharacterized. The record is from RefSeq and is a predicted model, not a curated record. The transcript has 2 exons. Lineage: Eukaryota; Fungi; Ascomycota; Sordariomycetes; Sordariales; Sordariaceae. Bases 145 to 1230 code for a protein of 361 amino acids.
CGGCAACUUAUUACCCCUCCCUUCAUGGUGCCACAAACGCGAUAGUACUUACCAGACUUGCGCGUUCACCCAGCUUCCUGUUCGCCGGAAAACCAUCAACAAAGCGCAAGUGUUGCGGAUAGGAUCAACAUUGGAACCAGCACAAUGGGCUGGCUUGAUGGGUGGUUCGGGAGCAGCUCCAGCAGUGACGAGUCAGACCCCCUGGGGAAGCUCGAUCCCAAGCUCCGCGAGUUCCUUGCCCGGGAGUCCCCCGUCAAGUACACGACUCAGCAAGAGCAGGAGCAGCAGCAACAAUCACAGCAUCCCAGCAGUAGCACUCCAGCGAAGGCGCCCGUACCGACAGCGACAGCGACAGCGAAAGCGUUAGCGACCGACAAACAGCAGCAGCAACAACAACAAAUCCAAGACGAACAACAACAACCAGCCGUACCACGCGCCUCCCUCUACCAAGAUGGCCGCUACGCGCACCUCUGGAAGACGUACCGGCCGCAGUACGAGAUCGAGGCCGAGACCAAGACGGACCACGAGAAGCUGAUGGACGUGCUGGAAGGGUUCAAGGAGCGCAAGGCGAUGAUUGGCAAAGCGGCGCUGGAGAACUGCGCCGAGGAGCAGCUGGAUUGGAACAACUGUAUGAAGCACGGCAGCUGGGCGGAUCGCGCGACCAUGUGUCGCGAUACGGUGAGGAAGUUUGAGAGGUGCUAUAAUAUGCAAUCGAAACUCCUAAAAGCCCUAGGCUACCUCCAAACCUACGACCGCUCGCCCGAAGUAGACGAGGACAUCCAAAUGCACGCCGACACUUUGUACCACAGGAUGCUAGACCAAGAAGCGGAGAUCGAGAAGUGCAAAGCCGAGGGUCGGCCAGUUCCUGCGUUCCCGUCCCUGUUCGAGAACAGCACCUACAAAGUCCCCGUUUAUCCGACUAAAACAUCGACUGUCCCUCAGCCCGGAGCAACAGCAGCUGGUGCAGGUACAGAACCUGGGAAGGAUCCUUACGAACCAAGCCAGGCCAUCGUGGAGUCGUGGCAGGAGAAACUGGCCAAGCUUCCGGAGACGGAGCGGGUCGCGGAAGAAGAGGCGCUCAGGGCUGAACACAGGGCCAAGGCGAUCAUGGCGAAGAACCUCCAGGAGUUGUGGAAUGAGCAGUCUAAGGAGAGAGAGCAGCGCAGGAUGGAGGGCAAGGAGACUAUUGGAGACAAGAUCAAGCGGGUUCUUGGAACGCCGAAUUACUAAAGAGCGUUGAGAUUCCAGGUGGGUCGAGGGAAGGGGAAUGAGAAUGCGCGAUGAACAACAGAUUUCGGAUGUAACAGUACGACUUAGCCAACUAGAUGUAGAUAUAUUUGAGAUAUAAAGGAGACUAUCACAGUAAAAUCGGUGUUGCCCACUGCCUUCGAGCCAACUUGGACAUCACUUCU